Messenger RNA from Onychostruthus taczanowskii (white-rumped snowfinch), 2570 nucleotides. It is a transcript of the gene MTCH1, whose product is annotated as mitochondrial carrier 1. Gene Ontology annotation, biological process: positive regulation of apoptotic process. Gene Ontology annotation, cellular component: mitochondrion; membrane. NCBI's taxonomy places the organism in Eukaryota, Metazoa, Chordata, Aves, Passeriformes, Passeridae. The record is from RefSeq and is a predicted model, not a curated record. Bases 263 to 1033 code for a protein of 256 amino acids. The transcript is spliced from 13 exons.
UCGCCGCCGCCAGCCACCCGCUGCUCUACGUCAAGCUGCUCGUGCAGGUUGGCCAUGAGCCACUGCCUCCAACCAUUGGAAGAAAUGUGCUGGGAAGGAAGGUCCUGUACAUGCCUGGCUUCUUCACCUACGAGACCUGAGGAAGUUUGCCUGGGAGAAGGUGGUGGGGCAGGAACUGAACAUGGGUUUGUGAGGUCCAUAUGAACCCCGAGUCAGACCUUCCUGGGGUGGAGGGAGGAGGUGACAGCACAGAGCACCUGGGAUGAUCCCCCCUGCCUGGUUCAGUCCAAACUCCCUUGGAGCCCUUUCAGCCAGACACAUCGUGGAAGUGGAUGGGAAGAGAGGCCUCUUCCGUGGCCUGACUCCUCGCCUCAUCUCAAGCACUUUAUCAACCAUCACCAGGGGGAGUGUGAAGAAGGUAAAGGCUUUUCCACUGGAAGACAUGGAGCACGUGUCUAACAGGGAUGAUGUGAAAACUUCACUUAGGAAAGUGGUCAGAGAGACAUCCCACGAGAUGAUGAUGCAGUGUGUGUCCCGGGUUGUCUCACACCCGCUGCACGUGAUCUCCAUGCGCUGCAUGGUCCAGUUCGUAGGCCGGGAAGUCAAAUACAGCGGUGUGUUCAGUGCCAUUGGCAGGAUAUUUAAGGAAGAAGGGAUCCUGGGAUUCUUUGUUGGGUUAGUCCCUCACAUCCUGGGGGAUGUCAUCUUCCUCUGGUGCUGCAACCUCCUGGCUCACUUCAUCAACACCUACGCUGUGGAUGACAACUUCAGCCAGGCCUCGGUGAUCCGGAGCUACACCAAGUUCGUGAUGGGGAUCGCUGUGAGCAUGCUGACCUACCCGUUCCUUCUUGUGGGAGAUCUCAUGGCAGUGAACAACUGUGGGUUGCGUGCAGGCCUCCCUCCCUACGCUCCUGUCUUUGCAUCCUGGAUCCACUGCUGGAGGUACCUCAGUGCUCAGGGGCAGCUGUUCCGUGGCUCCAGCCUGCUGUUCCGCAGGGCGCCCGUCCCAGCCGCCUCCUUCCCCAUCGACUGACGCCUCGGCAGGGACAGCUCAUCAGCGUGGACUCCUCAAGAAACCCCAAGCUUGUUUCGAUAUCUGUAUAUUUCUAUUUUCUGAUCCAAAGUCCAUGGUGCCAGAGCUGACACCUCCUCUCCAGCAAGGCCAGGAACAGACUUCUGGACAUCUGGCUCAGGCCCCAGCUGGACCAAAGCUCCAUCCUCGUGGCUGUCUCAACUGGGAUGUAUAGCAGAGAGAGCAGAAAGCUGUUGUCUCUUUGGUCCAAGCUGUAGCUCUGGAGUUGCUGGGGAAGUCCAGGAAUCCAGAAAAUGCCCAGGUACUAAAGGAGCCAGCCAUGAGCUGCAGGGACAAAAGACUGCUUUGUUCUGCCUGAGCUGAAAAGCAGCAGGAGAGCCAAGGUCACCUCCCUGGGAAGGUUAUGCCAGGUGACAGCCUCCUGCCUCGUCCUUUCUGGAGAGAGCACCUUUGCCUGGCAGGUAGCUCAUCCUGGGCAAGAUCAACCUGCCAUCCAUAUUUAAGGUUUGAGGGUCCUUAUCACCCAGGAACAUCCCACCUCCCAUGGGCAUGAAAAGGAAAUUAUAGGAUCAAAACAGGGAAGGGAAACAGAGUCCCACUGCAAAGAACAGAAGGGUCCCAAAGAGACAGGUCCAGCCCAGCUCAGGGCAGUGAUGGGAUGUGGACAAGGAGAGGGUUCUUGGGAAGGGACAUGUGCUGCCAGUGAUGCUGCUUUGGGCAGGAUUUCACUCAUGGAAUGGGCUGUGUUCAGGAAACACCCAGCAGAGCUGUGGGCUGGGCAGGCAGCCUGCACCCACUCUGGGGGAGGCAGGUGCUGGGUUGGACUGGCUGGCUGCAGCAAGGGGCCUCUCUCAGCCAGCAGCACCAACGCUGGGCUCCUGCUCCUGUUGGGAUCUGAGAGCUGCACACAAAGGGCUCUCCUGCAGCAGGGGCAGCCAUCCAGGGCUGUCUGCAAUGAAGGAACACACCUUGAGCUGGCCAAAGGCUGGUGAGGCAUCAGAGUUGAAGGCUCCUGGUGCUCAGUGGAGCACGGCUGGCUCUGUGUGUAGCAGAGCUCACCAUGGCACCGGGGCAGGAUUGAUGCUCAGCUCCCUAGACAAGAAUUUCUUUGCACCAGUCUGUGCUGUGAUGGCAGCCAGGCAGAUUUCCCCUAUUUCAGUUCCCCACGAAGCAGUCUUUUGCACAGAGGUGAUGCUGCACUCCCUGGGAAGAGGUUUAGCAUUGCUUGAGCAGGUUCCCAUGUGCUGCAGCUGGGGUCACAUCUCAUCCUGGUCCUCUGGGGACCUGCCAUCACAGGGGUUUUUUCUGCAGCAGGCAGGGUCGAUGCACACCCCAGGCAGGGCUUGCAGGACAGUGGUGGUGCGUGCUGGGACUGGCAGCCCCCACCCAGCUCCUUCAGUGUCGUGAAGUCGGUCCUGUCUGUCCUCCCUCGCUCCCAGUUUGUGUUACAGUUAAAUAAUGCAUGGACCUGUUCCCUAACACCAGAGAUGAUUUCAAAGAGAAUUUAAUUAUGCUCCAAAAUACAGUUAUAAAACAA